AUUCAACGUCUAGUUUACAAAAUAAAUCCGACGACGGCACCACCACAACCUAAUAUUUCCUCUCACAGAACUCACCGACAAUCUGGACCCCAAACAAAAGAAAGGGACGAAGAAUGAGGAGAGAGAAAACAGCAUCCUUUCAUUUCUGACUUCGUGGUGAGUUAAAGGACAAAGCAAAAGAGAAAAUAAUAACAAUUACCUUUCAAAACAGUUGGCACAAAUGUAAGUGACAAAGAGCACAGAUAAAAAGAGAAGAACUAUGCCGGGCUUGAUAAAUGUAGAGAAACGGAGUGCUCUGCCACUCAGCGUCUCCGAAAUUACAUCCUGUGUCAGAGGAUACACCCUAGCAAUGACAGCCUCCAUGACGUACAACAACUUCGAGGACCGCCCUAUUGAAGGCAUCUUCAUCUACCCUUUGGAUGAAUGUUCAACAGUAGUAGGAUUCGAGGCCAUGAUCUCUGACCAGAUCAUAACAUUGCAGAUCAAGGACAAGACCAAAAUUGAUGACUGUUACUUUGAUUGCUGUUCGACCGCUAAUGAAGCUUUUCUGAGUGGCGCUGGCAGAAUUGUGCUGGAUGAGGACCUGGAGCGGACAGUUCUGGUGGUCAACCUGGGCAUCAUCCCUCCCUUAGAGACUGUCAAUGUGCUGGUCAGCACGUCCUCUGAGCUGCCCACUCUCCCCAAUGGAGCCAUCAGGGUCACCUCCCCACCUGCGUGUACUCCCAAGGUCCAGAAGUCUGUCAGUGAGGAUCACUGCUUCAGCCCAAGCCUAGCUAGAACAUCUGGCUUUGCGCCAAGAAGGGACAGGCACCACUGCACCCUCAGCCCACAUGACCAGACCCUGGCAAGCAGCCACCUCUGCCUGGCCUGGCUACUGGAGGAGGAGCAGCUCAAUUCCAUCGACUAUGAGUUCAACUUUCGGCUGGAGAUCCGGGGCCCUUGCCUGCUCGCUGGUGUCGAAAGCCCAACUCAUGCCAUCCGGGCGGAUGCAGAAGCUUCAGCCCGCUCUGCCACUAAUGUCGUUGUGACUUUGGCUGACAAGUACACUUACGACUACCCUGUGGAGAUCAUCAUCUACUUAAGUGAGCCACACGUGCCGCAUGUUCUGAUUGAAGACGGCGACAUGAUGCUUGAGGAAUAUGACGAGCACCUAAAAGGCAGAAGUGACUUCAUCAAAGGCACCAAGAAGGACUCCAGCAAUGAGAAGAAAGUGGAUAUUCUCCGCAAACGACUCCAUAAAGAUAUCCUCCACAACCCAGUGGUCAUGCUCAACUUUUGCCCCGACCUCACGAAUGUGACCUCUGAUUUGAGGAGGGUACAGGGGGAGUUCAUCUUCCUGAUUGACCGCAGCGGCAGCAUGAGUGGGAUAAAUAUCAGCCGUGUGAGGGACGCCAUGGUGGUGGCAUUGAAAAGCCUCGUUCCAGCCUGCUUGUUCAACAUCGUAGGCUUUGGCUCUACAUUCAAAUCUCUGUUUCCAUCUAGCCAAGUCUAUGGUGAGGAGACGCUUGCCGUUGCCUGUGAGUACAUCAGGCAGAUGCGGGCUGACAUGGGAGGGACCAACAUUCUGGCUCCUCUCAGCUGGAUCCUGAGGCAGCCUCUGUACCGGGGUCACCCCCGUCUGCUGUUCCUGCUGACCGAUGGCGCGGUCAGCAACACGGGGAAUGUCAUCGAGCUGCUCCGCAGCCAUGCCCGAUUCACCAGGUGCUACACCUUUGGGAUUGGUCAGAAUGCAUGCAGGAGGCUUGUGAUUGGUCUGUCCACUGUAUCCAGAGGAACUGCUGAGUUUCUGGCAGAGGGAGAGAGACUGCAGCCGAAGAUGGUGAGAUCUUUGAAGAAAUCCAUGUCUCCAGUGCUCAGUGACAUUUCCAUCGACUGGCUGUUCCCUGAAACCAAAGAGGUUCUGCUGUCCCCUGUGGGCUCUACGUUCUUGUUUCCUGGCGACCACUUGAUUGGCUACAGUGUCGUUUGUGACACAACACGUUACCAUCCCAACCCAAAGUCUGACAAGAGGCGACGUUACAGCAUGAUGCGUUUGAACGAGUCAAACAGCUCGGUGUUCUACCACUCCCAAGAGGAGGAAUCAGAGAAGACUGGCACAGACAGCCGGACAUUGCUGCGAGAGGAGCCUGCCAGGUCCCCUAGCGACAGUUACCAGGAGAUUGUGUCAGAGGGCAGCCCAGUUACCAAAGAGCAGGAUUUGAUUGGAACAGACAUGAAAACCUCACCUAGAAGGAGGGCAUAUAGCACCAAUCAGAUUAUGGACUAUAACCCUCUGAGGAAGGUGCACACUCCGAGUGACCCAAGCUCAGUCAUGGGUAAGAACCCACUAAGGAGGACCAAGAUCCAGGAACUGACCAGCUAUCCUAGCCAAGCCCAUGGAGCGCAAUGGAUGAGUGACUAUCAGAUGGACCAUGGAGGCCUCAGAGGAGACGCGAGAACCUCAGCGGCCUCCCUUCAAGCGGAGCGACAGAUCCAUGGCGUACUGGCCGCAGCUGUGAGCGUGGACUGUGGAUUUCAGCCACAGCUGGCGAGUCUGUGCUCGAGCAGAUGUCGGUCUAAUGCCGGACAAAGACCACUCCAGCUGCAACAUGAAGAGCUUAUCCAAGACCCAGAGAUGGAUCAGCUACAUCAGUGCGCCAGCGUCCAUGCGGUCCGAGGAACCGCGGUCGAGGAGGACUCCAGGUCCUCCACGGACAGCCCUUCCGUGAGCAGUGGUGGAGAUCCAGAGGGCUACACUCAUCAGUUCUGUGAAUUCGAAAUGCCGCCGGAGCUGUUCACUCCCGACAGAGACCCCAGCAAGCCGGGGAGGAAAGACUGCAAGGCGGUAGUCACAGCACUUCUCUGUGGGAAGCCAGUUAAGUGGGAGGUCGUGUUUGAUAUCGAUCCGCACCUGAACGGAAGAGAACGGGAAGAGAAGGUUCAUGAAGACUUGUGGAACGAAACUUUCCAUCAUUUGGCGGGGAGGUCCAUCAUUCAGGACUUUGAGCAAAUGGCAGACAAAGAAUGUGAGAUUGAGUAUGGUUCUAGCAGGAGGUACCAACUUUAUGCCAUUCAAACCAGCAAGGCCUGUAACAUUCUGAGCAAAUACACAGCGUUCGUGCCCAUAGAUCUGGACACGAAUGAAUAUCUACGGACCAGCAUUGAAUACACAAGCCCAGGAGACACAUCAAGGCACAGCAGUCAUUCUGGCUCGCGUUCUGGGAGCCGAAAGAAUCGCACGUACUCCAGGGGACUGGGUCGCUCCCAGUCGGACUGUGUGUCUGAAGGGACUGAGGAAGGCUUGAUGCCCAUAAAAACAGACUAUAAUGAAGCCACAUCCCCCAGUAGCACAUCCUCACCUUCUGGAUGGGAGAGAUUUAGCUUUAAUGAAGUGCUGUUAAGGAGCUCUUCAACGGCCUCUGAACACUCCCAAAGAUCAGUGGAGAGUCUCUUCUCUGCUAGACUGAGUCUCAGCAGGGUGCGAAUGUUAACACGGGCUGCACAGGGGUUCAUGUGCCGGUCACCCAGAACCAGCGAAUCGAUGGCCGACAAUGAGAACGAGAGCAAAGACUACAUUCCUCUGGUGUCCUUGCAGUUAGCCUGCGGGGCGUUUUUAUUGAACAAUGCCCUGUGCGAGGCCAUCAACGUGCCCAUGGACAAGCUGAGGUGGACCUCCCCCUUCGCCAGCCACCGAGGAAGUGUGGUGCACGUCUCCCAGUGCAGCAGCCGUGGGACGGAGGGCAGAGGCAAAGAAGGUUCCAGGCGAGUCAUGUCCCCACCAGAGCCCCGCUCGAAAGAGGAGGCUGCAGGGCAGCUAGUGGAGGAAAAAAGCUCGAGCCAACCCCACUGCAUGAGACGUCCCCAGACUGAAAUCGAGCCCUCCCUGCUGACAGCCUCCCUUCACGGCUACGUUCCACCUGAGCCCCCUCACUCACCCGCAAACUCACAGACGGACAGUGGGCGCGGCUCCGAGUCCGAGGGUAUGGAGACCCCUCCGGGCCGGCCUGGAAGCCUGUGGGGCUUCUCGGAACCGGAGGGCGCCCUGUGGGCUACAGCGGUGGCGCUGGCCUGCCUGGAGCACGGCUCCGCCAGCUACUUCAUCGAGUGGGAGCUGGUGGCCGCCAAAGCCAGCAUGUGGCUCAGCAGCCAACCCAUCCCUGAGGGCCGGGAUCUGGCGUCCGUCAAGGCGGCAGCCAAUCAGCUGUUUGUCAUCCUCAGACACUGGGAUGAAAACCUGCAGCUCAACAUGCUCUGCUACAACCCCAACAGUGUCUGAGUAUACCUGCAUACAUAGCGGUGUUUUCUUUCGCGUGUUUGUUUGCUGGAAAAAGGCCUGUGUGAUUCUGAUCAGUUUGAAGUGGCUCUGUUUUUAUUCCAGUAUGGUGACUUGCUCUGGUGUUGGGUAUCUUUAUGUUACACGAGGUAAAAAAAAAUAUAUAUAUAUACACUGCCAUUAAAAAAAAUGCUUUAUCACAAAGGGCAUGAUAAAAGCAGAAAUGUUUUCUAUUAAGUGCAAAAGAGCAGGAAGUAUUGAUCUUACUAUGUGCCUGGAUUUGCCAGUGGUCAUGGCAAAAAGUCAUGGCAAUUUGUUUGAGCAUUCAUUUAUCCUGUUACAGUACACUUAGGAAAGCAUUUUUGUCCCUCUUUACUGUAGCUUGAUAAUAACCUGUGAUGCAAACAGCAAUUAUGCCAUGGUUAUUUUGCAUUUCGUACGUGUAUAUUUAGUGCUCGUUUGACCUUUGAACUGUGGCGUCAUUUUGCAAAUUGUAAAACAUCACAUGGAUCAAAUUGUAGGGGCUUACUCACCGAUGUCCUUUACAGCCGAUUCGUGUGAAUACAAAAAGCCAAAAACGAUGGUCCAAAAAUCAUGCUAAAUUACUUGUUGCCUGUCCAUACAGUGGUAGUCAAACGUAUUUACUUAUGUUUAAAAUUGUAUUUUUCUGCUUAGCACUGACUGGUGCAGUUGGUUAAGAUACUUAUCUUGAGUGCAUGCUCAGCUCUACAGAUCAUUGUUCGUGGGCAUUUUCGUGUUAAAUAUGACUGGGAGGCCUAAGACAGUAGCACCACUUGGUAUUAUUUAGCCAAUGGAAUGAAUGGACUAGAUUGCUGCAGAGUACAAUGCAGUGUUGGCUCAUGAGAGUUUUACUUACACAAAACUGGUUUGAGGUCAGAAGUAAAAAUGAUUUGUUCAGACAAAUAACCAAUCAGAUUGUAGAGGAGAUGGCCUAGAGCAGGGUUGUACCACAAAUGGUUCAGCUCAAGAGCUGUGUUGUAAUUACCACAAGGAGUUGAAUCAGGUGUGUUAAAUGAGGGGAACCAAACACUGUGCAGGGCUCCGGCGCCCAGGACUGGAGUUUGACACCCCUGGCCUAGAGGAUCAGCUAGAGGAGGCAGGAUGAACCAAUCAAAUAUCUUGAUCUUGGUCUUGCUUGGACCCACCUCCACUGCAAUCUGAUUGGCUAUCUCACUGGACCAAUCAUUUUUCUUUUGCUCUCACAACAUUUUUUGUGUAAGUAAAACUCCCACAAGCACAGUGUCACCAACUUAUCAUGUUUACGUGAGUUGCAUCUACCCAACUGUACAAGCUGCAGUGCAUCUCCAGUCCUCCUGCAAAGUUCCCAGUGAUGUACUGCAGGAAAUAAUAACGAAAUGGUUGGUAAAUUGGUAAAUUGGCAAAACUUGUGUCGGUUCCAUCAUCUACUACUUGGCAGGUAAAGGGAGUCACUGCGGACAGAAGAGUAAGCUAAUGAACUUAAUGAACUGUAAAAUGAAGAAGGCAAUUAGAAAUGGAAAAAAAGUCAUAAAAAUCAAGGCGAUAAACGACUCUUGACGAGAAGCUGGAGAACAAAAAUAAUCCAAUAGCUCUGUAAAAAGCAGCAGUGUGGAGCAGCACAUUUUUGGGACAGAUCUAUUAGAGAGUGAAAAAGGGGAGCCAGUUUAAGGUAAAUAAAAAGAGGCAGAGGUGACAGCUCAGAGGUAAACCUACGACUGAGCGAUGGCUAACGGGGGGCCACCAGGGGCAGAUUAAUGCAUAGGCUACAGCCUAGGGCCUCAGUACACAUCAGGGCCCCACCUCACCUCGGGAUAAAUGGAAAGCUUAUUUAAACCAGCAACUCCUGGUUCUCCCAUACUGACGACAACCCAGGGAUCCCCAAGAUAAUCCGCCCUUGGGAACCAUGUUUUUAAGAUAACAUCAAAAAGACUCACAGAGUCAGAACUCCACUCAUCUUGAUGACAAGUGAAAUCCAUGAAGUAUAUAAAUGUUUAAAACAGUUCAAAAUAUGUACGCAGCAAAUUAAUUGUUAUAAUUUGGGUGCAGAUUAUCAAACGAUCAACAGAAAAUCAGUAAACAUGGUCGAACCUACAUUUCACACUUUACAAAUUCUCUACAAUUAGGUGUCAAUAAUUUUGGUUUAACUAACUAUUAAUUUAAAAAAAAUUGUUCAAAUAAAUGAAAAAAAAAGAUUUUAUUGAAAUAUGAAAUUGUAUGGUUAUGAUCUAAAGAAAUUGGUAACAAAAGGGAUAUCUCUUCUCUAUAAAAUGGUGUGAAAAGAUCGAUAGAAGUUGCGUGUUCUUUAUACUAACACUGAAUAUUGACUGCCACACUUGUCUAAAAGUAUGCACAAAAGUGCAAGGUAAUUCAACUAUUAUCACUCUAUCCCUGUCCGCACUGAUGAUGAAAAUAUGUAUCACUGAUUUUCAUUAAUGUUUGCUUAUGCUAAUGAAGUUCGUAUCUGCCAAGGAAUGCAAACAUCUUACUGACAUUUGCCUUUACAUUUGUAACUGUAGCGUAUAGGUACAUGAAAAUGCCGCUUUCCAGUAUUGGUUAAAGUACACCUUUAUCUAGGAUGCUUUGUAUUGUCUAAAACAAUAUGAAGUAAUUAAAGAGAUCAGACAUCUGUGAUUAAUAUAUUAAUAUUCUGUCUGUGUGCUCUUUAGCCUCAAGUGCCUAUCUACAAUGCUUUGGUGAUGGAUACUGCAUGUCACUGGUUAUUUUAUAUAUCUAGAUGUCAGUCUUGGACUUUAUUCCAAGAUAUGGAGCUACCUGCUUUGUUUGUUUCUUUUGUUUGUUUUUGUCUUAUCAGUUCUCAACCAGACAUAUUUUGUUGCAUUCAUUAAAAUGGUAAACAUGUUUUGAUACUCUUGUGAAAAAUUAUCUACUCAUGAAAUCCCACUGAAAUCAAUUUAUUAUUUUUAAGGUUUAACUCUCACCAUAAUCUUAUAUUUAAUAAACUAUAACACGCCAUAUCCGAGUCACAUUUUUAAAAGUACAGAAUUUGAAUUCAGGUCAAAUGAAAAUUAUAAGUUUUUCUGUUUUAUUGAAUUAUUUUGAAAAUUAAUGAAUCAAUUUAUAUUUAAGUUAACCAGUCACUAUCAUCUUUAUUUACAGGCUAUAUUCGUCAUAUUGAUAAACUCAAGUAAUACUUAAUAAAGUCAUGAAAUGUUGGUUUUUAAAAUAUGCUUUUGGGUAAUAACACAGUUUGCCUUGGAAAUAUGCACAGCCAGUCAUACAUCAUAAGUGUGACCACUUACAUGCAUGCAAAACUUACCUGAACAAAAAAAAAAAAACAAUGACUGAAGUGUGUUAUUAGUUGACUUGACUAAAUCAGCAAUGUGUAAUUCUGAUAUGCUGUUAAUUUGUAAGUAAUGAUUUCUGGGGCAUUGUGUGAUUAGAAACUGUGCAUCAUGGUGUUUAAUAGGAAAACACCAAACUUCAUCCAUGCUGCUUAGUCCAGCUGCAGAGAGUUUGCUGGUGUGCAUGAAAUUGCUUGUUAGCGUAAGUCCAGGGAGUGAUAAGCUGUAAGGCCAUUCUGCUGUGGCCAUGGUUACCAGAACCCAUCAAGGUUAAACUGUGUUUCUCAAGUACUUCUGCGUUUUGGAAAAAAAAAAUGGUGUAGACUGUUUCAAUGCCUGUUAAGUGCUGCUGGUGCUGGGUUAUAAAAUUCCUGUGGUGUGAUGGACUGUGCCACUGCAUGUAAUAACAUUAAAGUUUCAA
Brienomyrus brachyistius is the source of this 7975-nucleotide messenger RNA. It is a transcript of the gene vwa5b1, whose product is annotated as von Willebrand factor A domain containing 5B1. Bases 260 to 4255 code for a protein of 1331 amino acids. The transcript is spliced from 24 exons. Lineage: Eukaryota; Metazoa; Chordata; Actinopteri; Osteoglossiformes; Mormyridae. The record is from RefSeq and is a predicted model, not a curated record.